Messenger RNA from Diprion similis, 1613 nucleotides. Its product is annotated as dynein assembly factor with WDR repeat domains 1-like. The transcript is spliced from 8 exons. The record is from RefSeq and is a predicted model, not a curated record. Bases 1 to 1251 code for a protein of 416 amino acids. Gene Ontology annotation, cellular component: U4/U6 x U5 tri-snRNP complex. Gene Ontology annotation, biological process: mRNA splicing, via spliceosome. Gene Ontology annotation, molecular function: U6 snRNA binding; U4 snRNA binding; protein binding. NCBI's taxonomy places the organism in Eukaryota, Metazoa, Arthropoda, Insecta, Hymenoptera, Diprionidae.
AUGAAGUUACUAAAAUUUUUACUUCGCUAUUUUCCGCCAGGUAUAGCUCUUGAGUACCAGCAAGGCGGAAAUAUCAAAACGAAGAUGAUAGAUCUUUUGGAUUUGACUGCUAAUACGGACGUUAAAGCUCUAGCUGAGAGUAUAAAAGCUGCGGAGCCGAUCAUAACCGAUGGUGUAACUGAGCAGUUGGUAGAAACAUUGCAGAAACUUCAGUCCAAGGUCUGCGAUGGAAAUUUUAAACGUUACUACAAGUACAAGACCUUGCAAACUCAUCUGCUACCUCUGACAAACAUCGCGUUUGAUAAAUUAGGUAAAAGAUGCCUGACGGGCAGCUAUGACCGAACUUGUAAAGUUUGGGACAUUGACAGUGGAACGGAGCUUCUUACUCUCGAAGGCCACAAGAACGUAGUGUACGCAGUAUCCUUCAAUAAUCCUAAGGCGGACAAAAUAAUGACCGGAUCUUUCGAUAAGACUGCAAACAUAUGGUGCUCUCAAACUGGCCACUGUUUGCUCAGCAUGUGGGGCCACGAUGCAGAAGUUGUGGUUGUUCAAUUUUCGCCAACACAAAACCGCGUUGCCACUGCCUCGAUGGACGCCACAGCAAAAAUUUUUCACUUAGGAUCUGGUCAAGAAUUAGGUACUUUAAAAGGACACACUGCCGAGGUGAUAGCUCUUCGUUACAAUAACGAUGGUAAUGAGAUAAUCACAGGUGCGUUUGAUGGAACUAUAAGCGUUUGGGACACUCGAACCAUGCAACGGACGAGCGUCUUGAUAGGUCACUACGAAGAAAUAUCGAACUGUCACUAUAAUUUUGACUGUUCGCUGAUCGCUUCGUCUUCCAUGGACAAAACUGCCAAGAUUUGGGAUGCCCGGAUGAAUUCUUGUCUUGCAACGAUUCGCGGUCACGAUGACGAGGUUUUGGAUCUAAGCUUCGAUAACAAGGGUAAAAAACUAGCAACUGCCAGCAGCGACGCCACUGUUCGAGUUUGGGAUCUUUCUGCUAACUUUGAACAAAUCGCUGUCAUGUCUGGACAUCGUGAGGAGGUAUCUAAGGUGUGUUUCAGUCCAAACGGCCAUCAAUUAUUAACAUCAUCGAUGGACCGAACCGCUCGUUUGUGGUCUCUUGAAACCGGAUGUUGUGUACAGACGCUGAAUGGCCAUACCGACGACGUUUUCAGUUGCGCAUUUUCAUACACCGGAGACACAAUAGUAACUGCAAGUAAAGAUAACACUUGCAUGAUCUGGAGGUGACUCGAUUGGUUCCAGGUCGAUGCCUCGUAGCUCUUCGAUCCUGGUCAACGUCUAUGAAUGUCUAUUUCCUGUAGUGAAUAUAGCGAACUUUCAUAGUAAAGUAAAGCGAAAUGUAAGUCAGCAACAAUGAUCUGAUUUAAAAUUCAACCAAGUGGAAGUAUAUUUAACAUACUUCUGUACGUGGAGUCAUAGAAGAAAUAAUUAACUAUAGUUACACAGUCCAUAAUGUCUCUAGGUGUAGUAAGUUUUGAAAAAAACAUUCGUAUAGUUAUAAUUCCUAUCCCAAGCACAGCUGUGCUUAAAGAAAUAUGGCGCUGCGUGAAUGUGUAACCAACUGAUCGUUUCAGCCUCAGUUUUAGCUA